This is a messenger RNA of Rubroshorea leprosula, 438 nucleotides long. The record is from the annotation of a GenBank genome assembly. NCBI's taxonomy places the organism in Eukaryota, Viridiplantae, Streptophyta, Magnoliopsida, Malvales, Dipterocarpaceae.
CGCACUCAUCAAGUUCUCAAAUUCAAAGCAUUUGUACCUAGCCAACACCCAGCAGUAGCCAUGGUGGAGAUCUUUAGGACGUACGUCGAGAAAUCUGAUCCUGAUCGUGACGAUAAGAUAUUGAAGCUUUCCGGUGAUAAUAAGGAACAACUUCCGACUGAUGAUCAUCAGUUCGAUGUGAGAGAUAUAAAGGAUAAUACAUGGAGAUGUAGCCGCAGGAAACGGCACGGUGGUCAGUACUAUCUCCAUGUUGAUGGAUGGAGUCGUUUUGUGAGCACAUUAGGCAUUAAACGUCGUAGCACGAUCGUGCUUCGCAAAAAUGGUGAUUACGAAUUUGAAGUCCAAAAUAAUUGAUAAAGUGGUUGUUCAUAUUUUUAUACAUUCUUUGAAGUAUUCUCUAGUUAAGUGUCCUUUUUAGAAUAAAAAAUGUUUUUUUCA